UGGAGCGGUUCUGUGGUGGAGUAUCUCGAAGCGAGGGAUCAUUUAGCGGUGCUGGAUGUGGCUUUCUCCCCGCCAGUAAGUCAGAUGCAUUUAGUGGCGAGUUAGAAAGCUGAUGCCCGAUUCCCAUCGUGGUGUUCAGACGUCGCUCCACCGAGCAAAUGCAAGAAAAGUUGUAGUCUUGGACAUUUGUUGAAUUUCUGAAUAUGGAACAAAUCUCACUCGUAAGGCGAUUAUACGUUGGAGGACUUGGCCAUUCAAUUUCUGAAAAUGAACUGUGUGAAAGAUUUAGCAAGUUUGGAAAUGUUACAGAGACUGAAAUCAUUAGCCGGAAGGAUGAGCAUGGGAAUCCUACCAAGACAUUUGCAUACCUCGACAUCCUCCUUUCAGAAAAAGAACUUAAAAAAUGUAUAUCAGUUUUAAAUAAGACGAAAUGGAAAGGUGGGACACUGCAAAUCGAAUUAGCAAAAGAGAGCUUUUUACACAGACUAGCACGGGAGCGCCAAGAGGCGAAUAUGAAGAAGGAGGAAACAGGUUAUAAUGGGAUGACAGACAUUCAAGAAUCUCUGAAGAAAUCUGGAAUUGUAGAUUUCCAUGUGAAAGCAGUACCAGGAACAGAAAUACCAAAUCAUAAGGACUGGGUGGUUAGUAAAUUUGGCAGGGUUUUACCUAUCCUUCAUCUGAAACAUCAACACAAAAGCAAAAUAAUAAAAUAUGACCCUUCCAAAUAUUGCCACAACCUUAAAAAACUAGAUCAAGAUCUUCUAGAUAUGGUUCCCAUUUCGCAGCUCACUUGGCAUCUGGAAGGAGCUGACAAUAGUGUGAGUAAGAAACGGCAAGGACAAUUCCCUGAAGCCAAGAAGCUACCAAGAAAAAGAAUACAGAACAGUGGCAGCCUAAGCAAAGUUGAAUCAAAGCCAGCAAACGUGGUCCCUUCAAAACUAGUUCAGAACUGCAUCUCUAACUCCAAGAAGCGACACAGUCAGCACUCUUCAGGUCAAAAGCUUAAAGCUGAAACCAUAUCCUCUAGACAUAUAAACAACCUGUGUGAUGAUGAUAUAGAUUCAGAAGAAGAAAUCAGAGCUGUAGAAGCAAGAGAGAAAAAAAAGCACAAAGUCGAUGCUAAUAUUGAACCUGAAGGUAAUAUGGAGGUUGUUGGUGAUGACUUUAAGCUGAAAUACAGUACUCAUUGGUCUUUACAGAAAGCACACAAGCAUAAAUCCCAAGCGUGCAAUGGACUGAUAAGGCCUGCAGAAAAUGAAUCUGAUUGUGAUUCAGCUGACACUGAUGAAGUUAUAGCUGUGACUAAAUUGUCUGGUAAAGAAGAGAGAAAUGAAGCUCUGGAAGGCUCUAAGGAAACAAAGGGUGGCCAGCCAAAGAGAAUCAUCUGUGCUGCAAGUUCUCCAUCUUCUGAUUCAAAAGGGUCUAAAGCAGGAGGAGGAAAAAGAGCAGAGUCUGGAAAACCAUCAGAUCCCCAAGCUGCUUUUGACAGAUGCAGAUCUGAGAGCGAGGAAAACUCAGAUUCAUGUUCAGACACAAGUGAGCCUGAAGGGGAUGAUGAUUAUGAAUCCAUGAUGCAAAGUGGCUGCCGAUUAGAACUUACCUUAGCAGAUUUAGAGAAAUUAGCUGGUGAAAGUAAUGAGGAUGCAAAGGAAGAUAAUGAAAUCGUUCAAAGGGCCACUCAGCCCCAGACUAAUCACUGCCCAGUCAAUAAAACUGAGACUACCCCAAAGAUGCCCGCAGUUACCAACACUCCCAAAAAGUGUAUUUGCCCUGAAGAAAUACUUUCUGCCAUUUUAAAAGAAGGAAGUUCUGACAAAGAUGAUUUGAAACAAAAACAGGCAAAAGUGAACAUUCAGCCUUUCAGAGGACUGGGGUCACUUAUUGGAGCACUACCUGAGAGUGAGUUGAACGUGCACGUGAGUGAAAAGGGCCGCUCUUCUUUUGAACUUGAGCUGGAGUCUCUGAAAAGUGUGACGGAAGUGAGGCUCUCAAGCGCUGCUAGUAAGAAGCUUAACUCCAAACCACUUUCCUUGAAACACUUGGGCAUUCACAGAGAAAGUCUUCCUGGAAACUCAGGUGAGAGUUCUGACCAGCUCCCGUGCACUCUUGAAAAGGCAGAGAAAAGAAGCCAGGAUGUGAGUCUUACACCUGAAAGAGAACCUGCCUUACGUGGGAAGUCUCUUUCCACGGGACCAGCGCCUUCCAAACUGGCACAGGAUAAAGACUUAAAUGACUCUCUGAAAAAUGAAGAAGGCUGCUCAGGUUCUCCCAGAAGAGCAAAGAAAUCAGAGAAGAUGGGAAAGCAACUGCAGGACAAUGAGAAAAGAUUAGCAGCACUACAAGAGAGGCAGAAAGAAUGGGAGCUCCAGAAGGUGAUAAUUCAGGGAGCUCUGACUAGCCAGCAAAUUCAGUCAACCAAUAAACAGAAGCACAUCGUGUUUGAGUCAGAUAAUGAAAACGAAGUUCAAGAGAAUGCUAAAGAAGAGUCUUCAGGAAAGAUCCUAGUAAAGGAAUUCACCCCCAAAACUUCUGGAAAACUGUUUGAGAGCAGUGAUGAAGAAUCAGACUCUGCAGCUGAAGAAAAUGAUCGGUUCAAAAUCAAACCUCAGUUUGAGGGCAAAGCUGGAGAGAAGCUUAUGCAUUUACAGUCACGUUUUGGCACAGAUGAAAGAUUUCGUAUGGAUGCUCGUUUCCUUGAAAGUGAUAGUGAUCAGGAAGAGGAAUCAAAGAAAUCAGUAACCCAGGAAGAAGAGGAACUUGUUUUAGAAAAAAAGAAGAAUCUUGAGAUCUUGAAAAAUCUUCUACAUAUUGGUAUAGAACCUCCCAAACGUAGGAAGCUGACUGCAGAUGCCCAGAAAUUCAGAGAUAUGAAUACCUUACGCUAUGACCCCACAAGGCAAGAUCAUGCAGUGUUUGAAAAAAAGCCAGAAAAUACUGAAAAAGAGAGUAAAGCUAAAAAGAAGAAGAAGAAGAAAGAAGCAGCUCAGAAACUGCCUGAGGUGUCUAAAGAUAUAUUUUACAAUGUCGCAGUGGACUUGAAAGAAGCACUUGGAUCUACAGAACAUGAUGAGAAAGCAGAAAUAAUACCAUGGGACCAGCAUGGUGAUGCUGAACAAGCCCCUUCAACUGAUACACCACAAUUCCGUGCUGGAAAACAAGAAGAAAACAGUGGUUUUACAUUUUCCUUUUUUGGCCCUGAAGUGGAGAGAUCACCUAUUAAAGAAGACCCCUACAUAAUUGAACUACUAAAACCUUCGCGAGUUGCCUGGCAAGAAGAUCCGCGUUUUCAAGAUAGUAGUUCAGAAGACGAAGAGCCAGAAGUAGCUGAAAGACAAGAUGUCAAGGAAAGUUCUCCAGCUGAACCACGUUCAAAUACUAGAUUUUUCUUCUUCUCACAAGAUGAUGACAGAUUAAAAGAGGGCCCCAAGCUCUUUUAUAAAGCUUCAGAUCUUGAUGAAGAAACAGAGGACUGGGAAAGCAGGCGCCAAAUACUACUUCAGGAUUGUCGGAAGAAACAUAAAGAUGCAAGAAGGAAAGUUAAAGCAAAACAUUAACUAUAACAGUUCUGCUAAGGAAGGAUGGUUCAGAACGUUCAUAUACUUGGACUGAAUCCUGGGAUAAUGGAAGCCGUUGAGAAAACACAUCUACAGAUAACUUGGAAGUCUAAAUUGGUAUGAAUAAACGACUUUGUGAAAUCAGAAUAGAUUUGUAAUUCUGAAGUUUCUACUACUUACGUUUGCAUUAUCCAGUAUGAACAUGUUCGUUACUAAAAUUCUAUAUUAUGAUAGACAAUGCACUUCACAAUUAGCAUUUAUGCUUAUUACCUGUCUUUUAUAGUCCUCACGUCAUGUAUAUUUUGAAAGAAGGCAGCUAGGAUUUCAUACGCAUGCAGGUUCCAUGCCACCAAAAAGCAAUAUUUGAUGGGAAUUGUUAUAAAUUGAUCUCUUUUCUAGGGAAUACUAGGUAUAGAACAAGAGAGGCAAGGAUCAAAUAUAAUACUAUGGAAUGAGUGGAUUUUAAAUUUAUAUAACUCAAGUGCGAUUAAAGUGAUAAAAGGCAGGCAGUUUUUGUGUAUGUAAUUACACAAAUAUAUUUAACCUCUCAAAUAUAUUCAGUUUAAAUUGUACAAAAAUGUUUGUUACUAUUUAUGUUAAUACGAAAUUAUUUUUAUACUCUGAAAGAUUGAAUCCAGGCCACUGGGAAAGAAGAAGCUGAAAAAGUUAGAUUCCUGGAAGUUCCUUUCACAAGCAUAAUGGUGUCCAUAAUACAUCCCUGGAUGAUUUUAAUACAGUAAAAAGUUAGAUGAUUGAAAAAUAAAACUGUAAAUUACAUUGUUAUCAAAAACAGAAUAUGUAAAUAAUGGAACAUCUUUAUGGAAACUGUACAAGUGAUAUUUCUGAAUUUUAAUCUUACAGAAUUUUGCUUUUAGAUACAGAAUAAUUGGAUGUUGUAGGCUUCUUUUCCUCCAACUAGUGGCACAGAUAUAAAUUACCAUAUCUUUGCUUACCAGUACAGUAAUGCUGGCAUGCCUUCUGAUGUGGUUAAAGGCUUCACUAAAGGAGCGAUCCCAGGCACAGGAGAAGGAAUGCUGAAAUUAAAUAUUCGAAGAAGUUGACUUGAACAGGGAGGUUAGAGUUUUUGAACUGCUUAAACUGCUUAGAAAAGAAUGUGCUUCCUGUUAGCUAUAGACACUGAAAAGAAGUGAAAUCCAGGAAUCAAUCAUUAAGUUUAAAAGCAUAGGAUUAAUAAAUGCUGAAUUUUCAGAAACCAAA
Candoia aspera is the source of this 4772-nucleotide messenger RNA. It is a transcript of the gene NOL8, whose product is annotated as nucleolar protein 8. Gene Ontology annotation, cellular component: nucleolus. The transcript has 17 exons. The coding region runs from base 204 to 3554 and encodes 1116 amino acids. Lineage: Eukaryota; Metazoa; Chordata; Lepidosauria; Squamata; Candoiidae. The record is from RefSeq and is a predicted model, not a curated record. Gene Ontology annotation, molecular function: RNA binding. Gene Ontology annotation, biological process: protein localization to nucleolus.